This is a messenger RNA of Pseudomassariella vexata, 907 nucleotides long. RefSeq lists its product as uncharacterized. The record is from RefSeq and is a predicted model, not a curated record. Bases 130 to 627 code for a protein of 165 amino acids. NCBI's taxonomy places the organism in Eukaryota, Fungi, Ascomycota, Sordariomycetes, Amphisphaeriales, Pseudomassariaceae. The transcript has 3 exons.
CCACAACAGCCGAUUUCGCGACGAUCUCGCGACGAUCCUCACGUAGCUCUAUCGCAACUUCAUCACGCCCAAAGCUUCCCAUCUUCUACACCUUGCCUUGGUACAUCCAUUUCACAGAUUCAAGUCAAGAUGCCUCCACGCCACCAAACCCUGCCCUCCGCGCAAACGGCCUCGGCCCGCGCAGCUCUGCAAUCCUUCUACUGUGACCUCUGCUCCAAAGGCUACAGCCGCAUGAACGACUACGAGGCCCACCUUUCCAGCUACGACCACACCCACCGCCAGCGCAUGAAGGACAUGAAGCAGAUGGUCAAGGACCCGACCGCCGCCGCGCGAGCACGAAAGACGGAGCAGAAGGCCGACGGCAUUAUUAGUAUUAAGCUCGGCGAUGCCGGGGGUGCGAACGCGAAUAAUGCGAACACGGGUGCGGGAAAUGGUGCUGCUGGUGGAUUCAAAAAGGGCGGGUUCAAGAAAAGUGGAUUUAAGAGUGCUUUUGCACCUGCGGGGAGAGCGAGCGAUGAGGGAGGGGGUACGAAAGAGGUAGAAAAGAAGAUUUUGGGGGAUGCGGAUGAGAGUGAUACCGAGGAUGAGGGGUAUGAGGUGUACGAUCCCAGGGUUCCGACGGACUAAACGAGGACCUGCCGAUUACAUCGAACCGACAGGAACGCGAGCCGCGUUGUAUCCACCGUAGUGCCACGACACAAGGAUCACGAUGUAAUGCAGCAUUGAUGAUGAGGUCUCAGCGGCGGUUUGGAAGUUCAAACACCCAAGUGUAGAAGCCACGGGCAUGGGGAUUCACUCCAGAUUUCACCCUCUGGGAGCAUAGAGAAGCCAUGCGCUCGCGUUUUGAUUCCGGGAUAGAGGACGGGUAUUGGUCUUAGACACCCCAUGCGCAACUCUCCAAGUAUGC